AUGGGAAAAACGCCAGCGUGGCCAAGCCGCCAGCGUGGCCAAGCCGCCAGCGUGGCCAAGCCGCCAGCGUGGCCAAGCCGCCAGCGUGGCCAAGCCGCCAGCGUGGCCAAGCCGCAAGCGUGGCCAAGCCGCCAGCGUGGCCAAGCCGCCAGCGUGGCCAAGCCGCCAGCGUGGCCAAGCCACCAGCGUGGCCAAGCCACCAGCGUGGCCAAGCCGCCAGCGUGGCCAAGCCGCCAGCGUGGCCAAGCCGCCAGCGUGGCCAAGCCGCCAGCGUGGCCAAGCCGCCAGCGUGACCAAGCCGCCAGCGUGGCCAAGCCGCCAGCGUGGCCAAGCCGCCAGCGUGGCCAAGCCGCCAGCGUGGCCAAGCCGCCAGCGUGGCCAAGCCGCCAGCGUGGCCAAGCCGCCAGCGUGGGAAAGCCGCCAGCGAGCGUGGGAAAGCCGCCAGCGAGCGUGGGAAAGCCGCCAGCGAGCGUGGGAAAGCCGCCAGCGUGGGAAAGCCGCCAGCGUGGGAAAGCCGCCAGCGUGGGAAAGCCGCCAGCGUGGGAAAGCCGCCAGCGUGGGAAAGCCGCCAGCGUGGGAAAGCCGCCAGCGAGCGUGGGAAAGCCGCCAGCGAGCGUGGGAAAGCCGCCAGCGAGCGUGGGAAAGCCGCCAGCGAGCGCGGGAAAGCCGCCAGCGAGCGCGGGAAAGCCGCCAGCGAGCGGGGGAAAGCCGCCAGCGAGCGCGGGAAAGCCGCCAGCGAGCGCGGGAAAGCCGCCAGUAUGGGAAAGCCGCCAGUAUGGGAAAGCCGCAAAUAUAUGGGAAAAACGCCAGCGUGGCCAAGCUGCCAGCGUGGCCAAGCCGCCAGCGUGGCCAAGCCGCCAGCGUGGCCAAGCCGCCAGCGUGGCCAAGCCGCCAGCGUGGCCAAGCCGCCAGCGUGGCCAAGCCGCCAGCGUGGCCAAGCCGCCAGCGUGGCCAAGCCGCCAGCGUGGCCAAGCCGCCAGCGUGGCCAAGCCGCCAGCGUGGCCAAGCCGCCAGCGUGGCCAAGCCGCCAGCGUGGCCAAGCCGCCAGCGUGGCCAAGCCGCCAGCGUGGCCAAGCCGCCAGCGUGGCCAAGGCGCCAGCGUGGCCAAGCCGCCAGCGUGGCCAAGGCGCCAGCGUGGCCAAGCCGCCAGCGUGGACAAGGCGCCAGCGUGGCCAAGGCGCCAGCGUGGCCAAGGCGCCAGCGUGGACAAGGCGCCAGCGUGGCCAAGGCGCCAGCGUGGCCAAGGCGCCAGCGUGGCCAAGGCGCCAGCGUGGGAAAGCCGCCAGCGAGCGUGGGAAAGCCGCCAGCGAGCGUGGGAAAGCCGCCAGCGAGCGUGGGAAAGCCGCCAGCGAGCGUGGGAAAGCCGCCAGCGAGCGCGGGAAAGCCGCCAGCGAGCGCGGGAAAGCCGCCAGCGAGCGCGGGAAAGCCGCCAGCGAGCGCGGGAAAGCCGCCAGCGAGCGCGGGAAAGCCGCCAAUAUAUGGGAAAAACGCCAGCGUGGCCAAGCCGCCAGCGUGGCCAAGCCGCCAGCGUGGCCAAGCCGCCAGCGUGGCCAAGCCGCCAGCGUGGCCAAGCCGCCAGCGUGGCCAAGCCGCCAGCGUGGCCAAGCCGCCAGCGUGGCCAAGCCGCCAGCGUGGCCAAGCCGCCAGCGUGGCCAAGCCGCCAGCGUGGCCAAGCCGCCAGCGUGGCCAAGCCGCCAGCGUGGCCAAGCCGCCAGCGUGGCCAAGCCGCCAGCGUGGCCAAGCCGCCAGCGUGGCCAAGCCGCCAGCGUGGCCAAGCCGCCAGCGUGGCCAAGCCGCCAGCGUGGCCAAGCCGCCAGCGUGGCCAAGCCGCCAGCGUGGCCAAGCCGCCAGCGUGGCCAAGCCGCCAGCGUGGCCAAGCCGCCAGCGUGGCCAAGCCGCCAGCGUGGCCAAGCCGCCAGCGUGGCCAAGCCGCCAGCGUGGCCAAGCCGCCAGCGUGGGAAAGCCGCCAGCGAGCGUGGGAAAGCCGCCAGCGAGCGUGGGAAAGCCGCCAGCGAGCGUGGGAAAGCCGCCAGCGUGGGAAAGCCGCCAGCGUGGGAAAGCCGCCAGCGUGGGAAAGCCGCCAGCGUGGGAAAGCCGCCAGCGUGGGAAAGCCGCCAGCGUGGGAAAGCCGCCAGCGUGGGAAAGCCGCCAGCGAGCGUGGGAAAGCCGCCAGCGAGCGUGGGAAAGCCGCCAGCGAGCGUGGGAAAGCCGCCAGCGUGGGAAAGCCGCCAGCGUGGGAAAGCCGCCAGCGUGGGAAAGCCGCCAGCGUGGGAAAGCCGCCAGCGUGGGAAAGCCGCCAGCGUGGGAAAGCCGCCAGCGAGCGUGGGAAAGCCGCCAGCGAGCGUGGGAAAGCCGCCAGCGAGCGUGGGAAAGCCGCCAGCGAGCGCGGGAAAGCCGCCAGCGAGCGGGGGAAAGCCGCCAGCGAGCGCGGGAAAGCCGCCAGCGAGCGCGGGAAAGCCGCCAGUAUGGGAAAGCCGCCAGUAUGGGAAAGCCGCAAAUAUAUGGGAAAAACGCCAGCGUGGCCAAGCUGCCAGCGUGGCCAAGCCGCCAGCGUGGCCAAGCCGCCAGCGUGGCCAAGCCGCCAGCGUGGCCAAGCCGCCAGCGUGGCCAAGCCGCCAGCGUGGCCAAGCCGCCAGCGUGGCCAAGCCGCCAGCGUGGCCAAGCCGCCAGCGUGGCCAAGCCGCCAGCGUGGCCAAGCCGCCAGCGUGGCCAAGCCGCCAGCGUGGCCAAGCCGCCAGCGUGGCCAAGCCGCCAGCGUGGCCAAGGCGCCAGCGUGGCCAAGGCGCCAGCGUGGCCAAGCCGCCAGCGUGGCCAAGGCGCCAGCGUGGCCAAGCCGCCAGCGUGGCCAAGGCGCCAGCGUGGACAAGGCGCCAGCGUGGCCAAGGCGCCAGCGUGGCCAAGGCGCCAGCGUGGACAAGGCGCCAGCGUGGCCAAGGCGCCAGCGUGGCCAAGGCGCCAGCGUGGCCAAGGCGCCAGCGUGGGAAAGCCGCCAGCGAGCGUGGGAAAGCCGCCAGCGAGCGUGGGAAAGCCGCCAGCGAGCGUGGGAAAGCCGCCAGCGAGCGUGGGAAAGCCGCCAGCGAGCGCGGGAAAGCCGCCAGCGAGCGCGGGAAAGCCGCCAGCGAGCGCGGGAAAGCCGCCAGCGAGCGCGGGAAAGCCGCCAGCGAGCGCGGGAAAGCCGCCACGUGGCCAAGCCGCCAGCGUGGCCAAGCCGCCAGCGUGGCCAAGCCGCCAGCGUGGCCAAGCCGCCAGCGUGGCCAAGCCGCCAGCGUGGCCAAGCCGCCAGCGUGGCCAAGCCGCCAGCGUGGCCAAGCCGCCAGCGUGGCCAAGCCGCAAGCGUGGCCAAGCCGCCAGCGUGGCCAAGCCGCCAGCGUGGCCAAGCCGCCAGCGUGGCCAAGCCGCCAGCGUGGCCAAGCCGCCAGCGUGGCCAAGCCGCCAGCGUGGCCAAGCCGCCAGCGUGGCCAAGCCGCCAGCGUGGCCAAGCCGCCAGCGUGGCCAAGCCGCCAGCGUGGCCAAGCCGCCAGCGUGGCCAAGCCGCCAGCGUGGCCAAGCCGCCAGCGUGGCCAAGCCGCCAGCGUGGCCAAGCCGCCAGCGUGGCCAAGCCGCCAGCGUGGCCAAGCCGCCAGCGUGGGAAAGCCGCCAGCGAGCGUGGGAAAGCCGCCAGCGAGCGUGGGAAAGCCGCCAGCGAGCGUGGGAAAGCCGCCAGCGAGCGUGGGAAAGCCGCCAGCGUGGGAAAGCCGCCAGCGUGGGAAAGCCGCCAGCGUGGGAAAGCCGCCAGCGUGGGAAAGCCGCCAGCGUGGGAAAGCCGCCAGCGAGCGUGGGAAAGCCGCCAGCGAGCGUGGGAAAGCCGCCAGCGAGCGUGGGAAAGCCGCCAGCGAGCGCGGGAAAGCCGCCAGCGAGCGGGGGAAAGCCGCCAGCGAGCGCGGGAAAGCCGCCAGCGAGCGCGGGAAAGCCGCCAGCGAGCGCGGGAAAGCCGCCAGUAUGGGAAAGCCGCAACGUGGCCAAGCCGCCAGCGUGGCCAAGCCGCCAGCGUGGCCAAGCCGCCAGCGUGGCCAAGCCGCCAGCGUGGCCAAGCCGCCAGCGUGGCCAAGCCGCCAGCGUGGCCAAGCCGCCAGCGUGGCCAAGCCGCCAGCGUGGCCAAGCCGCCAGCGUGGCCAAGCCGCCAGCGUGGCCAAGCCGCCAGCGUGGCCAAGCCGCCAGCGUGGCCAAGCCGCCAGCGUGGCCAAGCCGCCAGCGUGGCCAAGCCGCCAGCGUGGCCAAGGCGCCAGCGUGGCCAAGGCGCCAGCGUGGCCAAGCCGCCAGCGUGGCCAAGCCGCCAGCGUGGCCAAGGCGCCAGCGUGGACAAGGCGCCAGCGUGGCCAAGGCGCCAGCGUGGCCAAGGCGCCAGCGUGGACAAGGCGCCAGCGUGGCCAAGGCGCCAGCGUGGCCAAGGCGCCAGCGUGGCCAAGGCGCCAGCGUGGGAAAGCCGCCAGCGAGCGUGGGAAAGCCGCCAGCGAGCGUGGGAAAGCCGCCAGCGAGCGUGGGAAAGCCGCCAGCGAGCGUGGGAAAGCCGCCAGCGAGCGCGGGAAAGCCGCCAGCGAGCGCGGGAAAGCCGCCAGCGAGCGCGGGAAAGCCGCCAGCGAGCGCGGGAAAGCCGCCAAUAUAUGGGAAAAACGCCAGUGUGGCCAAGCCGCCAGCGUGGCCAAGCCGCCAGCGUGGCCAAGCCGCCAGCGUGGCCAAGCCGCCAGCGUGGCCAAGCCGCCAGCGUGGCCAAGCCGCCAGCGUGGCCAAGCCGCCAGCGUGGCCAAGCCGCCAGCGUGGCCAAGCCGCCAGCGUGGCCAAGCCGCCAGCGUGGCCAAGCCGCCAGCGUGGCCAAGCCGCCAGCGUGGCCAAGCCGCCAGCGUGGCCAAGACGCCAGCGUGGCCAAGCCGUCAGCGUGGCCAAGCCGCCAGCGUGGCCAAGCCGCCAGCGUGGCCAAGCCGCCAGCGUGGCCAAGCCGCCAGCGUGGCCAAGGCGCCAGCGUGGGCAAGGCGCCAGCGUGGCCAAGGCGCCAGCGUGGCCAAGGCGCCAGCGUGGCCAAGGCGCCAGCGUGGCCAAGGCGCCAGCGUGGCCAAGGCGCCAGCGUGGCCAAGGCGCCAGCAUGGGAAAGCCGCCAGCGAGCGUGGGAAAGCCGCCAGCGAGCGUGGGAAAGCCGCCAGCGUGGGAAAGCCGCCAGCGAGUGUGGGAAAGCCGCCAGCGAGCGUGGGAAAGCCGCCAGUGUGGGAAAGCCGCCAGCGUGGGAAAGCCGCAAAUAUAUGGGAAAAACGCCAGCGUAGCCAAGCCGCCAGCGUGGCCAAGCCGCCAGCGUGGCCAAGCCGCCAGCGUGGCCAAGCCGCCAGCGUGGCCAAGCCGCCAGCGUGGCCAAGCCGCCAGCGUGGCCAAGCCGCCAGCGUGGCCAAGCCGCCAGCGUGGCCAAGCCGCCAGCGUGGCCAAGCCGCCAGCGUGGCCAAGCCGCCAGCGUGGCCAAGCCGCCAGCGUGGCCAAGCCGCCAGCGUGGCCAAGCCGCCAGCGUGGCCAAGCCGCCAGCGUGGCCAAGCCGCCAGCGUGGCCAAGCCGCCAGCGUGGGAAAGCCGCCAGCGUGGGAAAGCCGCCAGCGUGGGAAAGCCGCCAGCGUGGGAAAGCCGCCAGCGUGGGAAAGCCGCCAGCGUGGGAAAGCCGCCAGCGUGGGAAAGCCGCCAGCGUGGGAAAGCCGCCAGCGUGGGAAAGCCGCCAGCGUGGGAAAGCCGCCAGCGUGGGAAAGCCGCCAGCGUGGGAAAGCCGCCAGCGUGGGAAAGCCGCCAGCGUGGGAAAGCCGCCAGCGUGGGAAAGCCGCCAGCGUGGGAAAGCCGCCAGCGUGGGAAAGCCGCCAGCGUGGGAAAGCCGCCAGCGUGGGAAAGCCGCCAGCGUGGGAAAGCCGCCAGCGUGGGAAAGCCGCCAGCGUGGGAAAGCCGCCAGCGUGGGAAAGCCGCCAGCGUGGGAAAGCCGCCAGCGUGGGAAAGCCGCCAGCGUGGGAAAGCCGCCAGCGUGGGAAAGCCGCCAGCGUGGGAAAGCCGCCAGCGUGGGAAAGCCGCCAGCGUGGGAGAGCCGCCAGCGUGGGAGAGCCGCCAGCGUGGGAGAGCCGCCAGCGUGGGAGAGCCGCCGGCGUGGGAGAGCCGCCGGCGUGGGAGAGCCGCCGGCGUGGGAGAGCCGCCGGCGUGGGAGAGCCGCCGGCGUGGGAGAGCCGCCGGCGUGGGAGAGCCGCCGGCGUGGGAGAGCCGCCGGCGUGGGAGAGCCGCCAGCGUGGGAGAGCCGCAAAUGUGGGAGAGCCGCAAAUCGUGGAUAAGCCGCCAGCGUGGGAAAGCUGCCAGCGAGCGCGGGAAAGCCGCCAGCGAGCGCGGGAAAGCCGCCAGCGAGCGCGGGAAAGCCGCCAGCGAGCGAGGGAAAGCCGCCAGCGAGCGCCUGAAAGCCGCCAGCGAGCGCGGGAAAGCCGCCAGCGAGCGCGGGAAAGCCGCCAGCGAGCGCGGGAAAGCCGCCAGCGAGCGCGGGAAAGCCGCCAGCGAGCGCGGGAAAGCCGCCAGCGUGGCCAAGCCGCCAGCGUGGCCAAGCCGCCAGCGUGGCCAAGCCGCCAGCGUAGCCAAGCCGCCAGCGUGGCCAAGCCGCCAGCGUGGCCAAGCCGCCAGCGUGGCCAAGCCGCCAGCGUGGCCAAGCCGCCAGCGUGGCCAAGCCGCCAGCGUGGCCAAGCCGCCAGCGUGGCCAAGCCGCCAGCGUGGCCAAGCCGCCAGCGUGGCCAAGCCGCCAGCGUGGCCAAGCCGCCAGCGUGGCCAAGCCGCCAGCGUGGCCAAGCCGCCAGCGUGGCCAAGCCGCCAGCGUGGCCAAGCCGCCAGCGUGGCCAAGCCGCCAGCGUGGCCAAGCCGCCAGCGUGGCCAAGCCGCCAGCGUGGCCAAGCCGCCAGCGUGGCCAAGCCGCCAGCGUGGCCAAGCCGCCAGCGUGGCCAAGCCGCCAGCGUGGCCAAGCCGCCAGCGUGGCCAAGCCGCCAGCGUGGCCAAGCCGCCAGCGUGGCCAAGCCGCCAGCGUGGCCAAGCCGCCAGCGUGGCCAAGCCGCCAGCGUGGCCAAGCCGCCAGCGUGGCCAAGCCGCCAGCGUGGGAAAGCCGCCAGCGUGGGAAAGCCGCCAGCGUGGGAAAGCCGCCAGCGUGGGAAAGCCGCCAGCGUGGGAAAGCCGCCAGCGUGGGAAAGCCGCCAGCGUGGGAAAGCCGCCAGCGUGGGAAAGCCGCCAGCGUGGGAAAGCCGCCAGCGUGGGAAAGCCGCCAGCGUGGGAAAGCCGCCAGCGUGGGAAAGCCGCCAGCGUGGGAAAGCCGCCAGCGUGGGAAAGCCGCCAGCGUGGGAAAGCCGCCAGCGUGGGAAAGCCGCCAGCGUGGGAAAGCCGCCAGCGUGGGAAAGCCGCCAGCGUGGGAAAGCCGCCAGCGUGGGAAAGCCGCCAGCGUGGGAAAGCCGCCAGCGUGGGAAAGCCGCCAGCGUGGGAGAGCCGCCAGCGUGGGAGAGCCGCCAGCGUGGGAAAGCCGCCAGCGUGGGAGAGCCGCCAGCGUGGGAGAGCCGCCAGCGUGGGAGAGCCGCCAGCGUGGGAGAGCCGCCAGCGUGGGAGAGCCGCCAGCGUGGGAGAGCCGCCAGCGUGGGAGAGCCGCCAAGAUAUAUGA
Molecule: messenger RNA, 7665 nt
Organism: Schistocerca nitens (vagrant locust)
Lineage: Eukaryota; Metazoa; Arthropoda; Insecta; Orthoptera; Acrididae
Product: protein PRRC2A-like
Exons: 10
Coding region: 1-7665 (2554 amino acids)
Source: RefSeq, a predicted model, not a curated record